This is a messenger RNA of Haplochromis burtoni (Burton's mouthbrooder), 2633 nucleotides long. It is a transcript of the gene fgf23, whose product is annotated as fibroblast growth factor 23. Lineage: Eukaryota; Metazoa; Chordata; Actinopteri; Cichliformes; Cichlidae. The record is from RefSeq and is a predicted model, not a curated record. Gene Ontology annotation, biological process: positive regulation of protein phosphorylation; positive regulation of cell population proliferation; regulation of cell migration. Gene Ontology annotation, molecular function: type 1 fibroblast growth factor receptor binding; growth factor activity. Bases 104 to 871 code for a protein of 255 amino acids. Gene Ontology annotation, cellular component: cytoplasm. The transcript is spliced from 3 exons.
GUGAGCAGGAGUGGCGCUCGGGGGGCUUUAAAUAGGAACUGUCUCCAAACUUUGCGACAACAGAGCAUCUGAAAACUUCCAGGAGCUCGAAGUUUGAACCAGAAUGGAGGUCAACAGGCGAAUGGGGAUGAGAGACACCGUGCUGGCGCUCUUUCUCGCUGUCUUGCAGGGAUUUCCUCUCGGGGAUACGGUCCCGAACCCAUCACCUCUGGUUGGAUCCACCUGGGGGAACCCAAGGAGAUACGUCCACCUGCAGACAUCCACAGACCUCAAUAACUUCUACUUGGAGAUCAGAUUAGAUGGGAGUGUGCGCAAAACUACGUCCAGGAGCACCUAUAGUGUGAUUCUACUGAAAUCUGAAGCAAGAGAUCGUAUCGCCAUCCUCGGCGUCAAAAGCAGCCGUUACCUGUGCAUGGACCUGGAGGGCAAUCCGUUCAGCUCUCCUGUCUGCCUUCGGGAUGACUGUCUGUUCAACCACAAGCUCCUGGAGAACAACCGGGACGUGUACUACUCCAGCCGGACCGGCAUCUUGUUCAACCUGGAGGGCUCCCGACAGGUGUACUCGGCGGGUCAGAACCUGCCGCAGACCUCCCUCUUCUUGCCCAGGAAAAACACCGUACCACUGGAGCGCCUCCUGCUGCACAGGGAGAAGAGAAACCGAGGGCAGACAGAAGAGGGUUCGGAUUCCCAGGCCGUGCCCGAGGAGCUGGAGGAAAGGGAGGUGGAAAUGGAGACGGAAAUAGAAACAGAGGUCGGGGAUGACGGACGCAACGUGUCCCGGGAGAAACUCGCGGCUCCAUCCAGCCAAGACCCCUGGAACGUGCACUUCUCCAACCCGGCCAGCCCCCGGAGCGCCGGGACAGUUGGCUGAGAAAGACCACGGUAGCCUUCAGUAGUCUACGUGAGUCUAUAGUUUAACAUUUUAGUUUAGAUCAUACAAGAGAAAAAAUAUUAACAUGAGACUUCAUGGAAAAAUGAAAGCAGAACAAUAAGGUCGUUCCCUCUUUUUCACACUGACUUAAAAACUUUUUUAGUCACGAAUCAUUCAGCAAUGCAGUGUGUUUAUACACUGAAUGUACAAACUUGACUUGCAACUCUUUUUGCACAAUUUAUAUUGUCUUUAAAUUCACCUGCGCCUGCAGCCUUCUCUUUCCUUUUAAUUUAGUUUUCACGCAGUUGUAAAUAUAGAUUUUAAGUCGAGGGACGUGUGUUUUAACCUGUAUUCACUUUUAAAAUAAUAUCUUAGGUGUCCAGAUGUUCCAGCUGGCAUGCUCUCACGCUGAGCAUUGAUCAGGAUUUCUUUCGGAAUAUUAUUUGGUUUCUCUCACAAAAUCACCAGAGCCCUUCAAAUUAAUUACCCCCAAAUCAGUGUACAUGUGUGCGCAAUCUUUGAUUUUGUGGUUUCUUCUCAAUGAGGUUUUUACAGCUGAUCUGAGAAACCCACAUUUCAAAAGUGACACUGAUGUUUUUUCCCAUGAUAGAAGCUCAACUUAGCCUGCAUCUAGAAUACUGAAGGCACCAUUUAAUGGUUUAAAACAAAAAGAAAGCGAUAUAUAUAUGACGAACAUACUAUAAAGUUUUUAUUUGGUAGGUUAAGAUUAAAUAUUUGAAAGUCCUGUGUGGUUUUUAACUUCUUAAAUUGGAAUUAAACAGGGAAACCCCACAACUUUUCACUGCCAUCACUCAUUUGUGUAUCCUCCACCAGUCUUUAAUACAUGACUUGAAGGAAUAUAUGUACAGGGUAAAUAACCUUUACAGAUGUCAACUCCUAACUCCAGUUAUGUGACUUUUACAGGUGCUGGGCGCCACCAGCAAACACAAAAAACAGUCCCAAAGAGUAUUUAUUUAUUUAAAUCCAUUCCUUCGUUUUAUUUAUUUGUGAGACAGUUCAAAUGUACAUAAAGGGAAACUUGGUUUGUCUUUGAAUGUAUGAGCUGGGGUCUUGGAUGGAGUGUUGCUUGAAUUUGGGACAAAAUAAAGUAAUAAAAGAAAAUACGUUCUGUGUUUGUGAGUUGUUUUUGUGCGCUCUGUUUUUGGUAAAUCUGUUAAUGUUUUACUUUAAAGGUAUUUUUCAUACCAUAUGUGUUGAUUAAGUUCAGUUACUUUAGAUAACAGCAAACAAAAGUUUAACUCUUUUAUAAUCUUUGAAACAAAGCUGCAAAUGUAAUAUGUAAGACUGAUGAUCUAAUCAAGAAGAAAUUAUCCAAAUAUGUUAGCUUAUUUAUAAAACUAGCCAUUUUCUUUCAUGUGAAGCACUACUGACGAUCGACCAGUCUUUGUUUGUACCUCACUUAAGGUAAAGCAAUGUUAGAUGGUGCAAUGCUUAUCCCACAUAUCUUGAGAGAUUAUAGAUCUUCUUUUCAGGCUUCUAAAUUAUGCUUGAUUUUGAAUGCUGAGUGGCAAUGAGCUUUUAAAAACUGUAAUAGCUCUCUAUAUGAGGUUCAUACUGUAGAUGUAUUGGAUGUAAUUUAUAUGUUAGGAUCCCUGUAGUGAUUUAGGUUAGUAUGAUCACGUAUGUUAAGAAUUUCCAUGUUGUAUUUGGUGUGUAUAAUGUGACAUUUGGACUUCUUUUUAAAAGCCGUAAACAGUUUUGGGCGAGUUCCAUUUCACAAAUACCUAUUUUAUAUAUCAUU